Molecule: messenger RNA, 2397 nt
Organism: Penicillium cosmopolitanum
Lineage: Eukaryota; Fungi; Ascomycota; Eurotiomycetes; Eurotiales; Aspergillaceae
Exons: 3
Coding region: 1-2397 (798 amino acids)
Molecular function (GO): zinc ion binding; nucleic acid binding; catalytic activity
Source: RefSeq, a predicted model, not a curated record
AUGGCGGGACGGGCCGCGAUGCGAACCCCUGAGCCGCCCGACCGCGACGAACGCGAAGCUUCGCCACCGCGACUGGCAAGACCGAAACGCAUCACCAGACCACCCCGAAUCUAUGCUCAAGAACAAGAAAUCGACAAUGAACAGAGGCAGACGCGACCUCAGCAAAAGAAGAGGACUGGACCCGAAUCUCAGCCUGAUAAGGCAGCUUCGGAUGACUCCGCGACCGAGAGCGACAACCUCGAUGUGAACGAUUUGGUGAAAGAGAUCGCCAAACUCAGGACAGAAAUCAGACUACGAGACGAGUUGCACAAGGAAGAACUACAAAAAGCCAAAGCAGAGUUCGGUGCUGCCCUCGCCGGGGUCCAGCACGAGCUACAGAACCUGACAGACAGGACCCCGACAUCGCAGUGCAACUCCGAAGCGUGCGCCCAGACGGGUCACGAUGAAAUCCUCCGAGAAAUCCAAUCCCUACGUGAAGAAAUCAGCGCUCCCGCUUUCACAGGUUCCCCGUCCUAUGCCGAUGUCGCCCGCACUCCCCCGCUCAGCCACCCGAGUAAUAUACGGAGCCUCUCGACAUCGAACACAACACCAACCACGUUCACCGACACACUCUAUUGCACAAUCGACACCUCCAGGAUGGCAGAGAACGAAAACGAGAGGAUGUCUGCGGGCUCUAUCCGGGCGGCAGUCGAGACAGAGAUCCGAGCGACGGCAGACCACACGCACUGGCGCUGUCGCGCCGUCACUGUGGACCCGAAGAACACGAACCGGAUCAGAAUAGCGUGCCGCGACGAAGCCGAGCACCAGCUGAUCAAGAAAGUGGCGGAAUCCCAAAUCGGUGCGGGGGCACGGGUGCUUCGGGAUGAGCUUUACCCUAUCAAAGUUGACAGCGUUAACAAAGCCGCAGUUCUGGAUGAAAAAGAUGAGAUCCGUGUCGGAGCAGCCGCCGCCUUCAGCGAGGAGAACGAAGCCACCGUUGCGAAAAUCGCAUGGCUUAGCAAGAGGGAGAGCGCAAAAGCAUAUGGGUCAAUGGUCGUCUACCUCACUAAAGGUAGUGACGCACGGAGACUGCUAGCCGACGGGUUCUUCCAUGCUGGGGGAGAAUCCGGCGUAACCAGCACCUUCGAGCACCGACCACGACCGAUGCAAUGCUAUAAGUGCCAGGAGAUUGGCCACAAGGCUUUUCAGUGCAAGAAUGCCCAGAGAUGCGCAAAUGCGUUCCAUGCGGGGGCCCUCACGAAUCGUUCAGCAGAAACUGUCGGAAGCUCUAUCCGCCACGCAAUGAAUAAAACGCUCCGAGUGAUGCAACUGAAUGUGAGGAAACAGGGUGAGGUGCAUGAAAGCCUCAUGAACGACCAAGAUACCGCAAACGCAGUGGCACUAGCGAUCCAGGAGCCCCAGGCGAGGAGGAUUCAAGGCCGGCUCUUGACCACCCCGAUGGGGCACCACAAGUGGACCAAGAUGGUUCCCUCCACGUGGAGGGAAGGGAGAUGGGCGAUCCGAAGCAUGCUGUGGGUCAACAAGGAUGUGGAAGCGGAGCAAGUGCGGAUUAAUUCGCCGGACCUAACGGCGGCCGUCAUUCAGCUUCCCGAGCGACGGAUUUUUAUCGCAUCAGUUUAUGUAGAGGGAGGGGAUGCCUUUGCGUUGAUCGACGCAUGCGAUCACCUCCGAAAAGCAAUCGCAAAGGUACGGCGAGGCUCGGGGACGAUGGUGGAGAUCAUGAUCAUGGGGGACUUUAACCGCCAUGAUCAACUGUGGGGAGGAGACGAGGUGUCCUCAGUCAGACAAGGCGAGGCGGAUUCGAUCAUCGAUCUCAUGAAUGAAUUUGGACUCAGCAGCCUGCUCAAACGGGGCACCAAGACAUGGCACGGCGGAGGAUAUUCGGGGGACUGCGAGUCGACGAUCGACCUCGUUCUCGCCUCGGAAAACUUGACGGACUCGAUGACCAAAUGUGCGGUCCACGGAACGGGGCACGGUUCAGAUCAUGUUACCAUUGAGACUGUUUUUGAUGCGCCUUGGAUAGCUCCAACGCAGACAGACAGACUGCUGCUCAAGAAUGCACCGUGGAAAGAGAUCAAUGCCAGAAUCGCGAGCACGCUAACUGCCACUCCGGUGGAAGGUUCCGUGCAGCAGAAGACCGAUCGGCUGAUGUACGCGGUGUCGGAAGCGGUUCGUGCGUUGACGCCGAAGGCCAAACCAUCACCGCACGCAAAGCGGUGGUGGACGGCGGACCUGACACAACUUCGUCAGAUAUACACACAUUGGAGAAACCACGCCCGCUCGGAACGACGAGCAGGACGAAAGGUGCCACAGCUGGAUGACAUGGCUGCAAGCGCCGCAAAGCAAUACCACGACGCGAUUCGGAAACAAAAGAAGAAACACUGGAACGAUAUCUGA